Messenger RNA from Plutella xylostella (diamondback moth), 526 nucleotides. RefSeq names its product ribosomal protein S15A (gene RpS15A). Gene Ontology annotation, biological process: translation. The record is from RefSeq and is a predicted model, not a curated record. Lineage: Eukaryota; Metazoa; Arthropoda; Insecta; Lepidoptera; Plutellidae. Gene Ontology annotation, molecular function: structural constituent of ribosome. Gene Ontology annotation, cellular component: ribosome.
AAAACUUUUAGCCCUUCUAGGUGAGUCUGUGACGAUAUGUGAUUCCAAAAAUUGUUCUUUUCUCUUUGAACCUGUCAUUCAUAUUGUUGAGGCGGGUUUUAAAUCCUAGCCAUGGUGCGCAUGAACGUACUGAGUGAUGCUCUAAAAUCAAUUCACAAUGCCGAGAAGCGCGGCAAAAGGCAAGUCCUUAUCAGGCCGUGCUCUAAGGUUAUAGUCAAGUUCUUGACUGUGAUGAUGAAGCACGGCUACAUCGGAGAGUUCGAGAUUGUUGACGACCACAGAGCUGGCAAAAUUGUGGUGAACCUCACAGGAAGAUUGAACAAAUGUGGAGUUAUUUCUCCCCGUUUUGAUGUUCCCAUCAACGACAUUGAAAGGUGGACUAACCUGCUACCGUCAAGACAGUUCGGGUACCUUGUUCUUACCACCAGUGGUGGUAUCAUGGACCACGAAGAAGCCAGGCGAAAACAUCUCGGAGGCAAGAUCUUAGGCUUCUUCUUCUAAGUAAAAUAAACAUUCUAAAAAUGUA